AUGGGGGAAGAAGUAUCGAAACGAUUCAAGCUCGAUGCUAUCCAAAACAGGGAGGCUCUAGAGGAUGCGUCGGAAGACAGAGUGAGGGAAGAAUUUCGUGCGCAGCUGAGAGGCUUGGGAAUGCGUGAAGGUGACAUCAUGUCCCGAGUUACCGGUUCGAAUCACUCUUCGGCAUGUAUUCUUCUUGAUGGAUGCGCCAUCUCCCAGUUGUCUUGCAUAUCACUACCCCUCAAUGAGGAAGAAAACGAGAUUGACAACGGUGUGUAUGUGACAAUGAUUGACCCCAAGUGGGACUAUCCAAUACAGCCGUACCCAAACACUGUCAAGGGUUGUGCAACUUAUCUAGGAGAAGAUGAAUGCCCAGCUGAGUAUCUUGCAAAGCUAUAUAUCAUAAUGGAGGGAGAUAUGACGAAGGUAUAUCCUAUGUGGCACGACCUGACAUAUUAACAUUCCUUCACUUACCCUAGAACCAAUUUUUGAGUUAGGAUGAUCUAGAACACCAAGUCGAAAGAUUUUCUCUAUUCGCAAAAUGCUUUUCGUUGAUAUAAGUGAGUUCGUAAAUACAUUUUCUUCGCAAAACCAGGAAAUAUCAAAAUGUCUGCCCUGGUAUGUACCUGUAUUUAUUAGUGUGAGGAU
Fusarium graminearum PH-1 is the source of this 636-nucleotide messenger RNA. RefSeq lists its product as uncharacterized. Lineage: Eukaryota; Fungi; Ascomycota; Sordariomycetes; Hypocreales; Nectriaceae. The record is from RefSeq and is a predicted model, not a curated record. Bases 1 to 447 code for a protein of 148 amino acids. The transcript has 2 exons.